This is a messenger RNA of [Torrubiella] hemipterigena, 1804 nucleotides long. The record is from the annotation of a GenBank genome assembly. NCBI's taxonomy places the organism in Eukaryota, Fungi, Ascomycota, Sordariomycetes, Hypocreales, Clavicipitaceae.
GUGCGAUGAUAAGAGGUGGCUUAUAUGCUGCAAAUUGCCACCACCCACAGACUCCGAUGGCGGCCACAGCGGAUGUUUGGGCUUGACCAAAUUUGCCAGUGAAGUGUCCCCACAGUGAGGAAGUUCUCCAACACCAGAACACACACGUCUCUCCUUUCUUCUCCUAACAUUUUCUCCCUCACGCCACCACCGUUAUCUACCACAUCGCCACCAUUGAGCCAUUGUGAAUCCGGGUUGCACGGAUUAUCAAGUAGACCAUUCCACCUGUCACCAUGUUGUCAAGACGCCUUGCUACUGCCGUGCGCAUGGCACCUAUGUGCCAGCUGCGUCCUCGCGCCGGCCACCCCAUGGUUAUGCUCCCAUCGAUGAUGCAGACUGUCCGCAACUACGCCGAAAAGGUUGUCCAGGUGCCCCAGAUGGCCGAAUCGAUCUCGGAAGGUACCCUGAAACAAUUCACCAAGAGCAUUGGCGACUACGUCGAGCAAGACGAAGAAAUCGCGACUAUCGAAACCGACAAGAUUGAUGUCGCCGUCAACGCCCCUGAAGCCGGUACCAUCAAGGAAUUCCUCGUUAGCGAGGAAGACACCGUUACUGUUGGCCAGGACUUGAUUCGCAUGGAGCUUGGUGGAGAGCCCGCUCCCAAGGAGACUGAAGCCAAGAAGAGCGAGGAGGCUAAGCAGCCCGAAUCGAAACCCGAAGCAAGCCAGCCGACAAGUACUCCCGAGCCUGCGCCCAAGAAAACCGAGACUGCCGCUCCUCAGCCAGUUGAGAAGAAGCAGGAGAACAAGCCUGCCCAGGCCCCUGCGGAGUCCUCCGCAUCGCAAACCCCUGGUGUCGGAAACAGAGAUGAGCGCAGAGUUAAAAUGAACCGCAUGCGUCUGAGAAUUGCCGAGCGCCUUAAGCAGUCACAGAACACUACCGCGUCUCUGACCACCUUCAACGAGGUUGACAUGACCAACAUCAUGGAAUUCAGAAGCCUCUACAAGGAGUCUAUUCUGAAGAAGACUGGCGUUAAGCUUGGCUUCAUGAGUGCUUUCGCCCGCGCCACCGCUCUCGCCAUGAGAGACAUUCCUGCCGUCAAUGCUUCCAUUGAAGGCCCCAACGGCGGUGACACUAUUGUCUACCGCGACUACGUUGAUAUCAGCGUUGCGGUGGCCACUGAGAAGGGCCUCGUGACACCUGUUGUCCGUAACGUUGAGUCCAUGGAUAUGAUUACCGUCGAGAAGUCUAUUGCCGACAUGGGCAAGAAGGCUAGAGAUGGCAAGCUCACCAUCGAGGAUAUGGCUGGUGGCACCUUCACCAUCAGCAACGGUGGUGUCUUUGGCUCCCUCAUGGGUACCCCUAUCAUCAACCACCCCCAAUCUGCAGUCUUGGGCAUGCACAGCAUUCAGCAGAGACCUGUUGCCAUCAAUGGCAAGGUUGAAAUCCGCCCUAUGAUGUACCUGGCUCUUACCUACGACCACCGUCUCUUGGACGGUAGAGAAGCUGUCCAGUUCCUUGUGAAGGUGAAGGAGUUCAUUGAGGACCCCCGCCGCAUGCUCCUCUAAGCCCCAUGACGGCCAGGCGGGAGAGAUGCGUUUAAUGUGUUUCUUGUAUAAUUAUAGAUCCAGCGAUGAAUUGGCAGUAUACUGACUGUCCUUGAGUCCUAUCGAGACAAGCUCUCCCCACGCAGACAUAGAACAGUCGAUGUCGUAGACGUGUACCGUUAUUAUAGUAAUUUUAGUUGGAAUUAAUGCAAUAUUUCAUUUGUGUUAUCGGCGGAACAACAAACGACUCUUGCUUAAAUCUGAACAUCUGUUUCUGG